CCAUGGCGCAGCCCUUCUCCCUGGACAUGUGCGACGUGGUGGGCUAUGAUCUGGACCACACGCUGGCCCGUUACCGGCUGGCCCGCAGCGCCCCGCUCAUCUACAACAGUUUUGCUCACUAUCUGGUAACAGAGAAGGGUUACGAUAAGGAAUUGCUAACUCCAUCUCCGGAAGGCUGGGACUUUUGUUGUAAGGGCCUGGUGCUAGAUCUCGAAGAUGGGAACUUCCUCAAACUCGCCGAUGAUGGAACCAUUCUGAGGGCAAGCCAUGGAACUAAGAUGAUGACUUCCGAAGAGCUCCAGGACGUGUACGAAAAGAGAAAGUGGAAGCAUUUUAAAUCGGAUAGUGAAAUGGCCUGCCGCUCCGCUCAAUAUUAUUUUUAUGACAACUACUUUGACCUGCCAGGAUCCCUUCUUUGUGCAAAGCUUGUGGACUGCUUGACCAGGAAUGGAGUCCAGAAACCUUUUGAGUUUUGGAAGGAUAUCGUUGCUGGGAUACAGCAUAAUUAUAAAAUGUCUGCUUUUAAAGAGAACUGUGGGAUGUACUUUCCCGAAGUGAAAAAGGACCCAGGGAAAUUCUUGCAGAAAUGUCCUGCAUCCGUGACCAGGUGGCUUCGGCAGUUGAAAAACUCUGGGAAAGUCCUCCUGCUGAUUACCAACUCUCACAGUGACUAUUGCAGGCUCCUCGGGGAAUACGUGCUCGGGAGUGAUUUUACAGAUCUUUUUGACAUUGUGAUUACAAAUGCCUUGAAGCCUGGUUUCUUCUCUCAAAUCCCAAAUCAAAGACCAUUCCGGACUCUUGAAAACGACGAGGAGGGGGAAUCCCUGCCCUCUCUGGAGAAGCCUGGUUGGUAUUCCCAAGGGAAUGCUUCCCAACUCUAUGAGCUGCUGAAGAAGAUGACUGGCAAGCCAGAGCCCAAGGUGGUUUACUUUGGAGACAGCAUGCAUUCAGACAUUUUCCCAGCCCGGCACUAUAGCAAGUGGGAGACGGUCCUGAUCCUAGAGGAGCUUGGCAUGGGCGACGGGGUAGUGUCUGGGCAAGGAGAGGUCGAACCCAGGGAAAAGAAGGGCAAGUAUGAGGGGCAGCAGGCCAAGCCGCUGAGUUCUAGGUCUGAACUGUGGGGUUCCUUCUUUGUCGACGCCAUUUCGGGAACAGAAAACACAGAAGAGUCGUUGGAGUUCACGUGGGCCUGCAAACGAAUCCAGACCUACAGCACUAUUGCCAUUCCAAGUGUUGAAGCGAUUGCAGAUUUGCCUCUGGAUUAUCAGUUUACCAGAUUCUCUUCGACUGGCUUGAAGACGGCUGGUUACUAUCCAGGCCCGCCAAGAGAACUCUUCUCAAACGGAGGGCCAGAGAUGCCCAGCUAAGAGGGCAACGGUGUGGACCCCAGAUCAGAAAGCCGCCCAGCCUGUCAAACAAUGCUCAGUGCACACACUGUGUAAUGCUUCAUCUGAGCAAGAUGGGGAUUAAAGGAGCAAAGGAAACGGU
Molecule: messenger RNA, 1488 nt
Organism: Tachyglossus aculeatus (Australian echidna)
Lineage: Eukaryota; Metazoa; Chordata; Mammalia; Monotremata; Tachyglossidae
Gene: NT5DC1
Product: 5'-nucleotidase domain containing 1
Exons: 12
Coding region: 3-1367 (454 amino acids)
Molecular function (GO): 5'-nucleotidase activity
Source: RefSeq, a predicted model, not a curated record